GGGCAAAAAGUUGUUCCUUUCUUCUUUUGCUCUUCACAACCCCAACAAGACUUUGCUAUUGUUGCCAUAGCUAUUAAAUCAGACCCUGGAAACAAAAAAAAAAAGAAGGUGAAAAAUCCAUUUAUCCCAAAAGCAGCCAACACACACUCUCUCUCUCUCUCUGCCAUGGAUUUGCAGCUGAAACAAUGGAGAAACCAGCAGCAGCAGACAGAGUCAGAAGAACAACCUUCUGCAGCUAAGAUACCAAAACAUGUCUUCGAUCAGAUUCAAUCCCACACUGCAGCUUCUUCUGCUCUGCCUCUCUUUGCCCCUGAGCCUACCUCUUCUAAACUCUCCUCUUUGUCUCCUGAUUCCUCUUCCAGGUUCCCCAAGAUGGGGAGCUUCUUUAGCUGGGCACAGUGGCAAGAGCUUGAACUACAGGCGCUGAUCUACAGGUACAUGUUGGCUGGAGCUGCUGUUCCUCAAGAGCUCCUUUUACCCAUCAAGAAAAGUCUUCUACAUCUAUCUCCUUCCUACUUUCUUCAUCACCCUUUUCAACACCUCCCUCAUUAUCAGCCUGCUUGGUAUUUGGGGAGGGCGGCGAUGGAUCCUGAGCCAGGGAGGUGCAGGAGAACGGACGGGAAGAAGUGGAGAUGUUCAAGGGACGUCUUCACCGGCCACAAGUAUUGCGAGCGCCACAUGCACCGUGGCCGCAACCGUUCAAGAAAGCCUGUGGAAACUCCCACCGUCACUGCCACCACCACCACCACUUCCAUGGCUGCUACCGCCUCAGCCGCAGCCGCACCACCCACGGCAACGUCGUCUUCUUUUUCUUUUGGUGGCGGUGAGGAAGUGGGGCAAGGCGGUUCUUCUUGUUUCUUCUUCUCUGGCUCUUCCAAUUCUUCGUCUGAACUUCUCCACCUUAGUCAAAGUUGUUCCGAGAUGAAGCAAGAAAGCAACAACAAGAGGCCGUACGAGUCCCAUAAUGGAUUCGGCAACAACAGAUCAGACGGAGGCCACAUCCUGAGGCACUUCUUUGACGACUGGCCUCGCUCUGAAGCCGGCAAUAGUUCAAGCCCCAUGAGCUCAGCCACUUGUCUCUCCAUCUCCAUGCCUGGAAACUCUUCCUCAGACGUCUCUCUGAAGCUGUCCACCGGCAACGAAGUGGAAGCUAGGAGCAACAACAAUGGGAGGGACCAGCAAAACAUGAGCUGGUGGAGCGGUGGAGGCACCCACCACAACCACCACCACAUGGGCGGACCGUUGGCGGAAGCGCUGAGAUCUUCCUCCUCGUCUUCUCCUACCAGUGUUCUUCAUCAGCUCGGUGUCUCUACACAAGCCUUUCAU
Messenger RNA from Thlaspi arvense, 1326 nucleotides. Lineage: Eukaryota; Viridiplantae; Streptophyta; Magnoliopsida; Brassicales; Brassicaceae. The record is from the annotation of a GenBank genome assembly.